Mercenaria mercenaria is the source of this 2717-nucleotide messenger RNA. RefSeq lists its product as uncharacterized. The record is from RefSeq and is a predicted model, not a curated record. The transcript is spliced from 2 exons. Bases 250 to 2337 code for a protein of 695 amino acids. Lineage: Eukaryota; Metazoa; Mollusca; Bivalvia; Venerida; Veneridae. Gene Ontology annotation, molecular function: protein binding.
UGUACAGGGAAAACUGUAAAAGUAAACAUAAAAUUUCAUAUAAAUCACUAUAUCUAGCCUAUAAUAAUAUAGGAUCAUUAAUGUAAGGGACUGAAUGCCAAAUCAUAUACUAAAACACUGAUAUCAGAGUUACUUCCCUUGGAAAAAUUAGUUUUUGAAACCAAAAGAGGAAGUUAUAUUGUUUGGAAAAAAUAUAUAAUCACCAACUACGUAGACAUUUAAAGUUUAGUUUUCUGUAAAUUUACCAGGAUGUUUCAUACACCAGAUUACUAUCACAAUAUAUCCAUGAGACUGUCUGAGGUCCUGGAUGAUAUUGGAGUAAAUGAAAAUAUUGUAAUGAAGAGGAGGAGGACAGCUUUACUGGGAGAAACUAUGGAUAUAAUCUCAUACAGAGCAAUUGGUGAACAAGGUACUGUUUAUAAUUUAGGCAGUCAAUCAGAAGGCACCACAACAGUAGGACUGCAAUCAGAUACUGACAUAUUUGUCUGUGCAAAUGAUCUGAUUGUGAUACAGGACUGGUCUGAAUGGACUCCAGGUGAACAUAACAUCCUGAUGAUCCAGAAUGAAAAAACACCACCUGGUUAUUGUCUUCUACAGGUACUUAGAGAUGAUGCUCCACUUCCUAUUACAGAUGAAGUAGGUAAUGACUUUGUAAAUGAUACACAAGGAAGGACCUUGAUCAAGAACACAAUAAUUGAUAUUGCACUGCAAGAAGGACGUCGGAGACAAGGACCAUCACAUGCAUCAGCUGCACAACAAGGUCUUCUUGCAAGUGAUAUUGUGUUAGCACAUCCUUGUAAAUCAUGGCCCCAGUCAUCAAGAGCUUGGUUGCACCAGCAAGAAACAAACAAAUGGCCAACAGCAGAAAUGAAGAGAUAUGCAAAAUCAACAAAGUGUUAUGUUGUUGGUGUUGGCAGCACAGCAAGUGAAAAUGUAGCCUUUGAAUGGAGACUUUCUACCUCAUUAGCUGAACGCUGCUUGAUGUUCAAUUUGAAUAUAACUCAGAUAAAAUGUUAUGUCUUAAUGAAAAUGAUUCUUAAAUCAUACAUUAAUGUUGAAAAUGUUGACAAUGAAAGUUACAUUUCAAGUUUCAUGUGUAAAACUGUUUUAUUUCACUGUAUAGCAAGUAAACCUUCAUGUGUAUGGAAGGAGUGUAAUAUAUUAAAUUGUUUAAAUUACUGUCUAUUUACACUGAACAAUUGUUUAUUAAAUGAACACUGUCCCCACUUCAUUGUUCAUGAAAACAAUUUAAUGGCAGGAAAAUUUUCUGCAGAAGUCAAACAGCAGUUACUUGAAAGAAUGUCAACUUUGAUACCAUUUGAUGACAUUUCUCUUUUUGGAAUUCAAAUUGACAACCUUGGUGAAAGACUUCAGAUUAAGCUCAAUAUGAUAAAUGAAGUACAUCAUGAUAUACCACAGCCAGAUGAGUGCACAAUGGAUGUAACAAGUAAUUUAUUAGAAUAUACAGCUACAACUGUUUUAUACAUAGAGAAGAUAGGAGAUGGAAGUUUAGAAACACUAUUACAGAAAGUGAUACAACUAAAAAGAUACUACAGAACUGGUGACAUGUUAGAAAAAACAGCAUGCAAACUUCUAGCACCUCUACUUUGUACAUCAACAGGAUCUCUGAUAGCCUCACAGAACAUUCAAAUUAACAACACAGUUUCUCCUCAAGCACUUACAUGGAUUGAAGCUGGACUGGACUCAGAUGUUGCUUCAAGCAGACUAAAACUUGCAUCUAUAAUGUACUGUGUAGGCAAUGCAGAAAUAGCUGCUUUAAUUCUUUCUCAUAUAGAAGAACAAUAUAAAAUAGAAGUUACCGAGCCUAAAUGUAACUGCUAUGCCUUCUAUAAAUAUGCUAAGAGAGGAUUUGGUCAACUUUCUAGACAAUAUGGUGUAGAGGCUUUAAAAUAUAUUGUUGCAUUUUGUGUAAAAUUUUUCACUUCAGAAAUAAACUGUGUACCACAUGAACUUCAGUAUGAAAUGUUUAGGUCAACACAAGAGGACCUGCUACAUAGAGGUGAAGAUGAUGACUGGAUGGACUGUGCUGUAGUAGACUCACUUCCAUACCUUUACUUUCUACAAUACAAGACAUACAGUUUCCUACAGAGACCUGAGGAACAGCAACAAGCACUGAACAAACUUGGGUUGGUCAUUAGAACAGAGCUCAACCUUGCACACAGAGAAACAGCACUGAAUUUACUAGGACAGUGCAUGGAACAGGAGAACAGACCUGUUGAUGCUCUACAAUGUUACACGUCAUCUUUACACCUCAGAGAAAGAAACAAUGCUGCUAGAUUUCAUAUAUGCAGGUGUUUGGCUAAUACAAUCUCAUAAAGAUCUACCUACCUGAACUGACUGGACAUUCUGAUUUUCAACUGACACAAUGACAGAAUUAUGUCAUAUUUUAAAAAAGCUCUAAUUCUUGCUAUGAGCUAGUGAGCUUGUUAUGAACUUAUGAGCCAAGGACCCCACUGGAAAUUAGUUGGAAAAUUCAAUUGGUUAUCAUGUGGUGUAUAUAUGUCUCUAAAUUUAUAUACGUGAAGACAUGUUGGGUUUUUUCUUAUUUUGUUUUUUUAAUCGAUUAAGAGAUGUAACAUGUAGCUAUUUCUGUGAUACAAUUGAAUGUUUGCUUGUAUUGGAGUUGUUCUUAAUGUGAUAUGUGUAAUGUUUGUAAUCAUGACAUAUAUAUUCACGAAUAAAUCUAUCUAUCUAUC